Messenger RNA from Pseudophryne corroboree (corroboree frog), 3579 nucleotides. RefSeq names its product oocyte zinc finger protein XlCOF7.1-like. Gene Ontology annotation, cellular component: nucleus. NCBI's taxonomy places the organism in Eukaryota, Metazoa, Chordata, Amphibia, Anura, Myobatrachidae. The record is from RefSeq and is a predicted model, not a curated record. Gene Ontology annotation, molecular function: DNA-binding transcription factor activity, RNA polymerase II-specific; nucleic acid binding. Gene Ontology annotation, biological process: regulation of transcription by RNA polymerase II. Bases 110 to 1585 code for a protein of 491 amino acids. The transcript has 12 exons.
CUGCAGCGGAGAUCAGCCAAUAAGCCACGAGGGGGAGUCGGGGGAGUGUCCGUCCCUUAACCCAGCAGAAAACCGUUGUGGAAGGUGAGACAUCACCUGAAGAUCAGCCAUGGAGGUCCAGUUCCUGGAACAUAUCCGGCACUCGCUACUGAGUGACAGAAACAAAGACCUGAUCAUAGACAAGCUGCUGAGUCUCACCAUGGAGAUUAUCUGUCUGCUGACUAGAGAGGAUUUCAUUGUUGUGAGAAAGUCGGGUGACCAGGUGACAGACAUCAGCGGCGCCCCUGUGUCAGACAGAAGCAGCGGCACCCAGAGCCCAAACACGGAGGCUCCGCCUCAUGCGCCAACAGGGGAGAGGAACCGUGACAGGAAUAUCCAGGCACCUACUGAGGUAUAUCCCAGAGAGACAGGAAAGGUGCCUGGGAAGUGUAAGGAUGUGGAGGUCUCGUUCUCUGUGACAGAGUGGGACUGUUCAGGCGGACACAAUGACGUUGUAAUGGACCCUCCGCAGCUGCGUGACUCAGUGGGUGAGUGUAGCUCUAGAAGCCCCCCAGGACGAUGUGAGACCCCUCUGUACUCUGGGGAUUAUAUAAAGGAAGAGAACCGGAUUGUCAUAGAGGAUUAUCAGGAUGAGCCGGGACACGGGGUGUAUCACCCGCAGUGUAAGGAAGAGGAGCCCGUCCCUGAUCCCACCAGCUCAGGUGGGUGCAGCUCUAGAACUCCCGCAGACCCCUGUGAGACCCCUCUGUACUCUCCGGGCUGUAUAGAGGAAGAGAACAGGACUGUGACACAGGAAUAUCAGGAUGAGCCGGGACACGUGAUAUAUCACCGGCAGUGUAAGGAAGAGGCCGUUCCUGCUGAGAUCAGCCCAGGUGGGUGUAACCCUACACACCCCGCAGACCCAUGUGACACCCCUCUCUAUACUCCAGGGUGUAUGGGAGAAGAGAACAGGAUGAUCAGCCAGGAUUAUCAGGCUGUGCCAGGAGACGGGAUGUGUUACCAGCAAUGUAAAGAAGAGGCUAUUCCUGCUGAGAUCAGAUCAGGAACUGAGGCCGGUGUAGAGCUGGAUGCUGGUGAUCAUCGGGGGCUGCAGGAAUUCCUCCCAGAGUCCAGUGCAGGUCCGCACGCCUCCUCACACUAUCCUGAGAAGACGCAUCAGUGCUCGGAGUGUCAGCAAUGUUUCCCUAAUCAUUCAGCCCUCAUCACCCAUCAGCAAACGCAUAAAUCCAGUAAUCUGUAUAGAUGCUCGGUAUGCGGAGUGCGUUUCAGCUCCAAGUUGGCUCAUACCGCCCACCAGGGAUGUCACACAGAGUACAAACUGUUUCCAUGUUCUUAUUGUGGGAAAUCCUUUCAUCAGAGGUCACGUCUCCUAUCACAUAAGAGGACUCACACCGGGGAGAGGCCAUUUUCAUGCCAGGAGUGCGGGAGAUGUUUUACCAGAAGGUAUGGUCUUACUACGCACCAGCGGAUUCACUCUGGCGAGAAGCCGUUUAAGUGCACGGAGUGUGGCAAACGUUUCGUCCGCAGAUCCUACCUGGUGAAUCAUCACCGCAUUCACACCGGAGAGAGGCCGGUCAUGUGUUAAGUGUGGCCGCUGCCUUUCCCAGAGCUCAGAUCUUGUUUGUCAUCGGAAAAUUCACACUGGGGGGGAAUUUUUAUGUGUUCUAAGUGAAUAAACAUUGGGAUACAUCAUAGGACUGGUUUACAAAUCACAAGCAACAUGGACUUUCAUUGCUUCUUUGUCUGCCAAAUGCAUUUUUAAGCUGCAGGACAACUAUCUGGUCUUGGGAAUUGUGCCUGCUUAAGUGAAUGUGUCAAUUUACAGAUCUAGACUUGUGGUUUUCCAAAAGUGCAAAUGGCAGGUUGAUAUUGUACCUGUUCCAUGUAUAGGGUGAGGCCCGAUCUUCACUAUUUUCAAGGCGUUUAUAAAAGUUUCAUUUUUUUGAGAGGAAAUAGGCAUCUCCCCCUCCUACACUACAGAGAAUGCCAAAUUAUGUCUCUUCCUCUACUUUUGUCUCAUUUAAAUAAUUCAGUCCCGCUAAAGGAAAUCUUAUUUCAUGGUUCUUGAGGGGUUUCUCCUGUGUGUGAGUACCCAAAAUAAUGUUAGCACCACUUCAACACUUUUUAUUUUUUACACACAAGGGGUAGUACGGAAAUCGGGGUAACAGGCAACUGUCGAGAAGUAAAGGUAUUAUCCCAGAUAGUACUGAUUAGUGCACGAGUCACAAAGAAGGUCACUUAGGUCAGAAACUGGUCCAGAGUUUGGAACUGCAAUCCAGUGUGUAGAGACCUGGAACUGAUCAUUGAGUCAAGCUCAGAGUUUCAUCCCAGGAACUAGGAGCUGGCCCCCCACUACAAUGGACUAAUGGAAACCCAGGACUGGAUAAACUACAGCUGGAAGCAAAAAUUUAGGGCUUGAUGCCAGGAAUGAUGGACUCAGGUCUGUUCACUAACAUACAGAAGCACAGGCCUGCAACCUACACACUGAAAACAGAUCUGGAACCUGUAACUCACCAUCAGCCAUCACUGCCAGGAACCUAGAACACAAAGACCAGACACCUGCAAACGGUGGUAUCUGGAUAUUAGAGGCAAUCGCAAUAAUUAAGGGUCCUUUCUGAGAAGCAGACACAGGAACAGUGGCAGAGUACCUAGCUGUGAAGCAGAGAGUAGAAUAAUGCAGGGUCCUUGCUGAGAAGCAGGCACAGGAACCGUGGCAGAGUAACUAGCUGAGAAGCAGGAAGCAGGGGUCAUUGCUGAGAAGCAGGCACUGUAAGAGAUGCAAGAUACUUGGCUGUGAAGCAUUGAGUAGAAUAAUGCAUUGUCCUUGCUGAGAAGCAGACACUGGAAUGAAUAGCUGAGAGGCAGACACUGGAACACAGUUUUCUGACAUGGGUUUUGACACCAUGAACUGGCAAAGAAAACCUUAUGAAGCAGGUGUAAAUCAACGAGACACAGAUGCAGUCCGUAGCUGCUUAAUUUGGCAAUAAUCGCAGGCUGCUACAUCAGAGAUGGACCAAAGGUCAGACAGGCUGGAACGAGGCACCCCAGGAGAGAGUAAGACCACUGGCAGGAGAGGGGUAAUGCAAUGAAUCGUGACAAAUUGACUUUUCAUGUUGGUGCAGAGCAGCGGCCCCCAUCCCCCCCUUCCAUUCUACCAAACCCUGCUGUCAGUUUUCGGAGCCCCCCUACUGUCACCUCCUUCUUGGCUCUCAAAUACGCGGCCUAAAAUUAAUAAGAGUUUUAUAACUGUGAAAAAGCUGGAGGGUAAUCUGUACAUUUGUAACCAAGCUUUUAAAGGUCUGGGUAAUAUUACAUCUAAUUCUGCUUUGUAUCAUGUGUAACGUGACUUGUAGCACAUGCAACAAAGUUGUAAGAGGACACAUCUGUACCUGCAGGGGUCACUGUUGCUAUUGCUGUCCAUAUAGAGGGUUAGCCUGUGAUCAGACACUCUGUGUAGUAUUAUUUAAAGAGGAACAACAUAAGAUAUUGUCAGAGUGUGUAUAUUUUCCUAAUCUUGUAGAAUCCAAUGUACAGUACUGGUCUGUUUCAAUCGCAUUUUAAUUAAAUACUUUGAUGAUU